AUGAAGCUUUCCUUCACCAAGUCGUCUUCAAAGCCCAAGCAUCAGCAGAAUGCUUUCAACGGCGGUAGCAUCGUAAACCAUGAUGCAUCAGAGAAGCAGUUCGUCACAGAGUUCGACCCUUCUAAAACCCUAGCAUCCAAUCAACGUUCACACAGACUCGUGAUCCCUCCUAAAGAAAACGAAUGGAGACCCCUCAAGAAGAUGAAGAAUCUCGAAUUACCUCUAGGAUCUACCGAUGACGACGGAAUCGCUCUCCAAUUCGAGGUGGCCACCGACACGAUUGGGAACGGCAAGGGUUCCAAUAUGUCGUUUGGUCUCAAUCUUCGCAAUUCGUUGAAGAAUGAUGCGGAUGUUGUCUCCGCUGGACAGUCGAAACCUUCCUCAAUUGAGACGCUGAUGAUGCAGAAAUUCAGGGAGGAUAUGAGUAAUUUGCCCGAUUUUGUUAUGGAGGAUUAUGACGAGAUGCCGGUUGAGGGUUUUGGAGCCGCGUUACUUGCUGGAUAUGGCUGGAAAAUUAUGGUUAAGAACUUGGAUCGGGGAAGACAAAACUGUCACGAGGAAAUGGAAGGAACGAAAGAAGAAGAUAAUAGUACUGCUAUAGACGCUAAUGACGUCGGAGCCGAUACUGGAGCUGUCGCGAGAGCUUGCGGUUGCCAAUUUGACGUUAAUGGUGUUUCAUCCAUUGUUUUGUGUGAAGAAUGA
This is a messenger RNA of Impatiens glandulifera, 702 nucleotides long. Its product is annotated as protein MOS2-like. Gene Ontology annotation, cellular component: spliceosomal complex. The coding region runs from base 1 to 702 and encodes 233 amino acids. NCBI's taxonomy places the organism in Eukaryota, Viridiplantae, Streptophyta, Magnoliopsida, Ericales, Balsaminaceae. Gene Ontology annotation, biological process: mRNA splicing, via spliceosome. The record is from RefSeq and is a predicted model, not a curated record. The transcript is spliced from 2 exons.